AUGACUACUGAUAAAUUACCAGACCUUGUAAUGGAAAUUAUUUUUUCUUAUUUGAAUCAGUACGAUGAUCUUGACAAUGUCCGGUUGGUUAAUCGUCAAUGGUGUCGCAUUGCAUGCACUGUUAUUCGCAUUUUCAAGAAAUCUUUUCUUCGUUGCAAUCAGAUGACAUGGGAGCUACAGAAAACUGUAGAAAACGAAGAUGAAAGUAUUAUUGCCAAACGGUGCUCCCACGCAAGUUGUUAUCACGAUGGAUCUAAAAAACUGUACAUAUUCGGUGGAUGUACCGAUAAUUAUACCGCUUUUAACGAUCUCUGGAGCUUUGAUUUGAAAUCACGAAAAUGGUCCAGAGAAUUUAUCAAAUGCGCACCGUUUCCGCGACCCAAGGCGAUGUCUAUUUUUGUACCUUACAAGGAGUAUCUUAUUCUUCAUGGUGGGUUUUCAAAAUCUUCACCCAAUCCAAUUCAUCAAGCUGCUAAUUUUUACAAUGAAAUGCACAUGUAUGAUACCAAAACAAGCGAAUGGGUUGAGUUUGAAACAGAACCUUCACCUCCUAUGAUUGCAAGCCAUUGUGCCUGUGUCGUAGACGAUUUCUUGGUGAUUUUCGGUGGUUCUCAUAACAGCCGUGCUACCAAUUCCGUUUAUGUUUUGGAUAUUGUCAGUAAAACUUGGCAUAUUCCAUCUAUUGCUAAAAGAUCAAACUUGAUAGCAGAGCUCUCUUCACAUUUAUUAGAACCAGCUCCUCGUUAUGGUAGCUCAUGUGUGCUCAUUGACAAGUCACAUCUGCUUGUGAUUGGCGGCUGUGGUGGUCCAAACUGUAUUUACAAUGAUGCGUGGCUUCUAAAAUUCGAUUUGACGUUGUGCACUGCAUGGGAAUGGAAACAAGUUACUAUAACAAAUCCUAAAUCAGGUCCAUCUCAGCUUUGGUGUCAUCCAGCAUGUCCAGUCGGACAAAAUCUUGCAUGUAUAAGUUAUGCAAAAAAACAAAACAAAUAUAAAGCAGUCAGUCUCGAUUUAUGUUCAGCACCAUUCCAUAUAACUUCAAGAAAUCCAAUGCGUGCCCUUCCACGUUCAAUAAUUACUGGUUCACCAUCUGUGUCUAGAAGUAUGAAUUACCAGUCCUCUACUAAUUUCGGAAGUCUGUUCCUUGAUUUUAGCAGUCGCCAGCGUGGCAAUGGACUCUUGCGUUGUAAAAAGCGUCCAGGAACUGCUUGUGUUUAUGUACUCAACACUGCUAAAGUCUUGGAGGAUCAGACAGUGACAUGGUUGCAGCAAGAUAUUGAUUUGAAUGCACCUGAUGACACAAUGCUUUACUCAUUAUCAGCUGGCCGUGGAGAACUAAUAAUGUUCGGCGGAAUGCGUAGCGAUAUGCGAGAUGAUGGUUCUAAUCCAUUUGUUCAUAUAAUUACCAACGAUGUAUAUAUUUUAAGACCGUUCCGAUCAGUCUAA
Messenger RNA from Thelazia callipaeda (thelaziosis nematode), 1446 nucleotides. The record is from the annotation of a GenBank genome assembly. NCBI's taxonomy places the organism in Eukaryota, Metazoa, Nematoda, Chromadorea, Rhabditida, Thelaziidae.